AUGUCCACCACCAGCACCCUCACUACAACCUCCACCUCCACCUCCACCCACACCUCCGCGGCCGCCACCUGCACCGGCAACGUCUACGUCCUCCCCAACGUCACCGACGCGGCCUGUGGAGCCCCCGUCUCCGGCAACAUCACCGACGCCUUUGACUCGUGCUGCAAAGGCAACACUCCAACCAAAUACGACAACGACUGCGGCAUCUACUGCCUGGCCAUCGGACAAGACAUUGGCGAAUUGACCAAAUGUCUCGAGCAAAAGAGCGGUUCGUACUCUGUCUUCUGUAACAAGGGGACCAACGUGACUGCGACUGCGUCGGCGGCCACGACGAAGACAAGCUCGACGGGGACGUCGACGCACUCGGGGGCGGCGAGUACGAGCUCUGGCGCGGCUGUUGUGAAUCAGUCCGUGUCGAAGAUGGGGCUGGGCGUAUUGGCGAUGAUGUUUUGCUCUGCGUUGAUGGGGGUUGUUGCUUGA
Messenger RNA from Penicillium diatomitis, 480 nucleotides. RefSeq lists its product as uncharacterized. The transcript has a single exon. The record is from RefSeq and is a predicted model, not a curated record. NCBI's taxonomy places the organism in Eukaryota, Fungi, Ascomycota, Eurotiomycetes, Eurotiales, Aspergillaceae. The coding region runs from base 1 to 480 and encodes 159 amino acids.